AUGCGCAGACGGCCCCUCCCCCCAACCCAAACACCGACUCGCCACCGGCUGCUGGCGUUACAUAACCUCGCUGCCGCCCCCCGCCCCAGCCCGCCGCCCCCUCCCCUUGCCGUGCAGCCGGGCGAGUUAGGGGGGGAAAGCCGGUCCCCCACCCACGCCCCCGGCGGCCGCGGUGACACCCAGACGCCCCCGCCUCACCCACCCGCGUCGCCGCCGCCCCCUCCCGAGGGAGGCAGGAAGGGAGCCGCGGAGCCCUCGGGGAGUUCGACGAGGCGGGGAGGGGGGCGAGAGCUGGGGGCGGCGGCUGUUACCUGCAAAGGCGGCGGCGGCAGCCCCGCAGCUGCUCGGGCGGUGGCGGAGGAUGGAGCGGGGGGGCGGGGGGAGGAGAGGGGGCGACUCGGGGGUCCCCCUCCCUCCUCCUCCCCUCCUGUCCUCCCCCCCACCCCGCUGAGCCUCUGGCCCCCUGGAGCCCGGUGCUGCCGGCGGGAGGGGAGACGAAGGCUGCAGGGGAGGGAGGGAGGGAGCCGGCCGAGCGGGCGGGCCGCGGCGCUGGAGCGGGCGGCGGCGGCGGCGGCAGGGCUGGCUCUCCGCGACUGGCGGGAGCGGCUUCCCCGCGCCCCGGCCCCUGCUCGCCGCCUCAGCUCCGCGCCCCAACCGGGCGCUCGUCCCCAGGUUGCCCCGCGCCCCUCAGACCCGCGGCGACCCGCGCCCCUCGGCUUCCUCUCGCGAGAACACCUCCCCUAG
This is a messenger RNA of Microtus oregoni (creeping vole), 744 nucleotides long. RefSeq names its product basic salivary proline-rich protein 1-like. The transcript has 3 exons. The coding region runs from base 1 to 744 and encodes 247 amino acids. The record is from RefSeq and is a predicted model, not a curated record. NCBI's taxonomy places the organism in Eukaryota, Metazoa, Chordata, Mammalia, Rodentia, Cricetidae.